Sorghum bicolor (sorghum) is the source of this 2233-nucleotide messenger RNA. RefSeq names its product pectinesterase. Gene Ontology annotation, biological process: cell wall modification. Gene Ontology annotation, molecular function: pectinesterase activity; pectinesterase inhibitor activity. The record is from RefSeq and is a predicted model, not a curated record. NCBI's taxonomy places the organism in Eukaryota, Viridiplantae, Streptophyta, Magnoliopsida, Poales, Poaceae. The transcript has 3 exons. Bases 227 to 1948 code for a protein of 573 amino acids.
GGCAAAAUAAAAUUCUCAGUCGUCACUCUCCUCACUCACUCAGUGACUCUCUAGUCGUUGUCAGUUUCUUAACCCCUCUUCUCUACAAAAUUACCAAGAAUCCCUCUGAUCUUCACCUAUAAAUUCGCAGCCUCGCCUCUUCUCCUUCCCCUCACCACCUCAAACAAACUCAGGGGCAGUGCAAAGCAUCGGCACGAAGCUUAACUAGACGUGCAUUGCUACCAAUAUGGCACUCCACUCCGCCGCCGCUCUCUCGGCCCUCCUGCUGCUCUCCUUCUCAGGCCUUACGCUCUCCGACGAGACGCCGUCCACGCCGGUGUCGCCGUCGGCGGCUUGCAACGCCACGACGGACCCGACCUUCUGCCGGUCCGUCCUCCCGCCGCGGGGCAAGGGGGACCUCUACACGUACGGCCGCUUCUCGGUGGCCGAGUCCCUGGCGGGCGCGCGCAAGUUCGCCGCCGUCGUGGACCGGUACCUCGCGCGACACCGGCACCUCUCCUCGAGCGCCAUCGGCGCGCUGCGGGACUGCCAGCUCAUGGCGGAGCUGAACGUGGACUUCCUGACGGCCGCCGGCGCGACGAUCAAGAGCACGGACACCCUCCUGGACCCGCAGGCCGACGACGUGCACACGCUGCUGUCGGCGAUCCUGACCAACCAGCAGACGUGCUUCGACGGCCUGCAGGCCGCGUCUGGGUCGUGGUCCGACCGCGGCGGCCUCGACGCGCCCAUCGCCAACGGCACCAAGCUCUACAGCCUCUCGCUGUCGCUCUUCACCAGGGCGUGGGUGCCGACGGCGAAGCCGGCGCACCCGCACAAGUCGGGCGGCGGCAGCAAUGGCCCGCCGCACCACGGCCACGGCCACGGUGGCAAGAGCAAGAAGCCCCCGGCGGCGGCGGCGGCGGCGAGGAGGGGCCUGUUCGACGUGACCGACGACGAGAUGGUGCGGCGGAUGGCGAUGGAGGGGCCAGAGAGUACGGUGGCGGUGAACACCGUGGUCACCGUGGACCAGAGCGGCGCCGGGAACUUCACCACGAUCGGGGACGCCGUGGCUGCCGCGCCGAAAAACCUCAACGGCAGCACCGGCUACUACGUGGUCUACGUGCUUGCCGGCGUCUACGAGGAGAACGUGGUGGUGCCCAAGCACAACAAGUACAUCAUGAUGGUCGGCGACGGCAUCGGCCAGACCGUGGUCACCGGCAACCGGAGCGUCGUCGACGGCUGGACCACCUUCCAAUCGGCCACCUUCGCCGUGGUGGGGCAAGGAUUCGUGGCGAUGAACAUGACGUUCCGGAACACGGCGGGGCCGGCGAAGCACCAGGCGGUGGCGUUCCGCUCCGGCGCGGACCUGUCGGCGUACUACGGCUGCAGCUUCGAGGCGUACCAGGACACGCUGUACACGCACUCCCUCCGGCAGUUCUACCGCGGCUGCGACGUCUACGGCACCGUGGACUACGUGUUCGGCAACGCCGCCGUCGUCUUCCAGGGCUGCACCUUCUACUCCAGGCUGCCGAUGCAGGGGCAGUGCAACACGGUGACGGCGCAGGGCCGGAGCGACCCCAACCAGAACACGGGCACCUCCAUCCAGGGCUCCUCCCUCGUGGCGGCGCCGGAGCUCGCCGCCAACACCGCCUUCGCCACGCUCAGCUACCUCGGCCGGCCAUGGAAGAACUUCUCGCGCACGGUGGUCAUGGAGUCGUACGUCGGCGGGCUCGUCGACCCCUCCGGCUGGAUGCCAUGGUCGGGGGACUUCGCGCUCGACACGCUCUACUACGCCGAGUACAACAACAGCGGGCCGGGCGCCGACACCAGCCGCCGGGUGGCGUGGCCGGGCUUCCACGUGCUCGGCGACAUCACCGACGCCGGCAACUUCACCGUCACAAGCAUGGUGCUAGGCGAAAACUGGCUGCCGCAGACUGGCGUGCCAUUCACCAGCGGCUUAAUUUCUUGAAGCAAGCGCGUGCUAUAACCAAAGCUUCACAAUAUUACUAGUAAUAGCCAGUACUCCUAUAUAUAUGUGUGCUUCUGCAGUAAUAAUUUUAGUUCAGUUAAUCAUCAUAAGGGGAACGAGAAAUUAAUGUAGCAGGGAGACGAAAUCGAUCAGGGAAGAAAUGUACAAGUACAACACGACCUCGCUGUAGUACAAAUGUUACCAGCCCAUAUAUAUCAACUCGAUCAUGAACAAUGUGCAUGUACCAAUCGUACGAGACCUAAUCAAGUGUUUUGAAAGACAAAA